Porites evermanni is the source of this 5596-nucleotide messenger RNA. The record is from the annotation of a GenBank genome assembly. Lineage: Eukaryota; Metazoa; Cnidaria; Anthozoa; Scleractinia; Poritidae.
AUGGGUCGUCUUCACGCGCCAGGGUAAGCUAAAACCGAGUGAUAACAAAAGACGAAUAGUUGCAGCAAAACUUCGACUUAUUAAAAACCAUAUUGUGGCAACUGUAGAGGCGUUUGGUUUCCUUGAAUGUUUUGUAAGAAGUGUUAUAAACUCGUGCUUUUGCGAUCUAAUUUUGUGAUUAAUUUUCCUGUUUCUGCUAAAGGAAAGGUAUAUCUGGUUCAGCAUUGCCAUACCGCAGAAGUGUUCCAACGGUAAGGAAUUUAAAUUUUGUGGACUAAUUUAAGCUUGAAGGGGAAGGUAUUAAACAUACACAUUACAGUCGAACCUUUCUAAUACGGACACCAAAGGGACAGAGCAAAGUGUCCGUAUUAGAGAGGUGUCCGUAUAAAAGAGGUCACUAUGAUGACGUCUCUUUUAUGACUCCACUUAUAGUUUUAAGUGUUUAGUAGCUAAAACCGGGCUUAUACUCGUCUUUAAAUUGCAUUUAAGUUUAUUAAUUCACCGUACAAAGACACUGUCUUUCAGUAACAUACAACAUUGUACAUAUCACCUACAUACCUACAGUCGCAGACAAAUCACUGUUUUAAGACAAAACGAGCAACAGCGCAAUGCUACAUGUAAAAAGUUGUAACGUAAAGCACAAUUCUGUAAGCGUCUUUUGCUAUUUUGGAAAUGCAGUAAAACUAGAGUACAAAAUGUAAUAGAAAAGAUCUUUAUGCCACAUAGUUAUUCAAGCCUUAAAAAAGUCGGCUGUGUUCCUCUGUACACUGUUUGCAAACUGAUUGUGUGGUAUACAGCGACUUGGCUUUUGAAGUCACCUUGCAUAGCUCAUCAGCCAGACUAGACGGGAUUUACCCUGUGCAGAUUCACCUUAUCGGGAUUCGGGAUUCACCUGAUCACCGUAGUGUCCGAGGUUAAGUUUAUAUGAAUUUACUCUCUGGGGCAGAUAUUUAGUGUCCGUUCCCCUUAUUAGAGAGAGUCCGUAUUAUAGAGGGUUUUUUUUAAAGAAAAUAUAUGAUAAUUUUGUCAGGACAUUGGAAACUGUCCGUAAUAUAGAGGUGUCCAUAUUAGAGAGUUGUCUGACUGAGCGGUUGGACUAAAUUUGAAUGGGUACCAUUUAAGAAUAAUGUGAAUGUUACCUUCGUGUGUUAUUUGUUGGAUUGGUUCGUAUUUUGUUCCUUACGAGAGUUUAUCCUACCUCCUGAACAACAUAUUUCUCCUUACCAUUUCUAAUUGUCCUGUUUUGCCAUGGUGUUUUUAACCGUACCACAUUUUCAAGUUUUGCAUAUUUUAGUCAGGCGCAGUUCAAACGUCAUACUUUUCAUGUGCCAAACCUAAUCCCUUCAAUUAAGUAAAUGAAGAGACCAUUGUUUGAAUCAAUUAAGUCCAACAUGUUUAAUUUGGGUCGUCCCAUGAAUUAAGAUCAAGUAGCCCACAUGGGAAUUUCGACUGUGGAGCAACUUCGUUUCAAACUCCAAACUUCUUAAGUGCCAAACCUAAUGGAUACUUUACCAUAUUUAUUCGGCUAUAAGAUGAGGAAUUUUUACACAAAUUAAAGCUAAAGUUAAGUGAAAUUUGAUUCCAAUAGGGGCUUUCAGCUUAUAACCAACAGUUUUGAAAAAAAAUCUUUUCCAGUUUAUUGAAACUCCACUAAACGGGGAUGUAUUCACUUAUGAGCCAAGCAAGUAGCAGCAAAAGAUCAAAUCAAUCACUUAACUACAAACCUGAAUGAUAAGUUAGCUAAGCACAGAUAAUCAGUUCCAAAUUGUCAAAAUAUCUAACAAAAACAGGUCUCGCAAUUAUACUCAUUGGUAAGCCUUUUACAACGAGGGAAGGUCUAAAACAAAUGAAAGAUGUCAAGAAAUGUGUAAACAAUCUGCCAUGUUUGGUCAAACACGUGCUUGGAAACAUUAGCCUGGUUAUUAAGCACGGACGAAGGCAACACGAACUGCUGUGCUUUGAUUUUAUUGAAACGCGGUUCUGUGACCAUUUGAAGCAUAAUGUGAUGAAGGCAAGAAGAAAGAUUGAUAGCAGUGAAAAACCCAAACAACAAUUGUUUAAAACUUCAAUCAUAUAAGCCGUUUAUGUCGUUUAGUCAACCUGUUAAGCAAACCGUUUGGAAAAUCAAGGCAAUCUGUUUGAACACUUUCCAAAGCCGUUAGAAAUUUUCGCCCAUCCGUUAGAAGCAAUAAUCAAACCAUUAAAAUGCUUUCUAAAGCCAUUGCUUGUUUAACGGAAAUGCGUUAAGUAAGUGUACAUUUUCUUGGAGAAGGUCACUUUUUUUUCCCGAAAAUGUUAGGUUUUACCGUAGUUAAAAGUCUUGCAAUGAAUAGGUUAUAGGUUACAGCAGUAAUAGUAAUAUUCUUGUAACAAAUAGGUUAUAGGUUAAAGCAGAGUAUUUUGGAUUUAUUUUUUUUCUUGGUUAUGUUGAUUCUUCGCAUUCAAAGUUUAGGGUCUCGGCGUAUAGCCUAGAUCAGCUUGUAGCCGAAUAACUAUGGUACUAGAAUUUAUUUUCUCUUGUAAGCAUUUUAGACCAUUGAGCAUCAUGAAAAUGAAUUGAUUUCGACGUCUGAAUCAACCAUCGAACUUGCAUCAUUUGGGUCUACCUAAAAAGUUAUUACGUUCAGUACAUGAAAAGAUCAAUGUUUGAAUUGGGCCUUAAUGUAUUUGGCGUGGGAUAUUGUACACUUUGGUUAGCAUGGAUAGCAUCCCCUACAGAGCAUGCAUGAUGCUAGUGGUAUAUGAUCUAUGACAUCAUUGUCUUAAAAAACCUCCAUUUUUGUCCGUCUACACGUAAAGUAUAAGCUGGCAUUUUCAAAAAUCUCCACUCUGGGGACUGUUUUUGUAAAUGUCCUUUACAAGGGGAUUGAAGGCUAAAGCAGAAAGAAAUAAUUUUCCUUAAAAAAUAUCCAUAAAUGUGUGGAUGAGGCCUUAGAAUCUCACAUUGUCUUAUUGUUACUUUGUGUUCUAGUGGUUGAAGUUGACAUCAGAUGAUGUUAAGGAACAAAUAUACAAGCUAGCCAAAAAAGGCUUGACCCCUUCUCAAAUAGGUUAGUAUAGAGCUGGGUUUGAAAAUAGCACCUGGAAAUUUGCCAAAUGCAAGUGUAAAUCUAUCAUCGGGCUUGUCACUAAGAUUUCAAGUUGCCGGGUAAAUACAACAAGUAGGCGGGGAAUCAAAUGGCUAGGGAUUUCUUUUGGUUCAAUUGUUGUUCUAUUUUCCAAUAAAAGUAGCAGGGGGCCACUCUCUUAGUAGCCGGGGAAAAUCCCCGGCCCCCGGCUCUUAAUGACAACCCUGUAUCAUCUUUUAUCAUAAGAGCACAUUACCUGAGUGACUUGCCUGAUGGCCAGGGUUUUGGAAAUGGUGAAUAAAGCAGACUUCUAGGGCCCAACACAACAGCUGGUAAAUGGACAAUGUCCAGCCAAAAUGUCGAUUUGACUGGGUAAAAAAUUUACUCAUCUGUCAUGUUGACCACUCAAAGCUCACAGUAGUCAGCAACUUAAAUCUUAACAAAGCAAUUUUUGACCCCGCUAGAUGUGGUAGAUGCUAUGUAGGAAACUUUACUCUGAGUCCUGGUUGGGCAGAUGUUACUUUGGCAGUCAACACAGUCAUCUUGUUAAGAACCAUCUUUGAGCUUCCAUUAAUAUUUAGCGAAUCAAGAUGACUAUCCUUUCAUUGAGCGACUGUUUGAAGGGUGUAGCUAUGACUAGAACAAGUAAAUGAUAGUUUGGAGAUUACGGGCUGUUAUUGGUGCGGCACAUCAGAGGUAAACCCCACAGAGGAAAAUGAAAUCCUCCUUCCUUGCUCAGUAUUUUUUAAAAAUAUUUUUGCUCAAAUAGGUGUGAUUUUGCGUGACUCACAUGGUGUUGCGCAAGUGCGCUACAUUACAGGAAACAAGAUCCUCAGAAUCCUAAAAGCAAAAGGUAAUUUUUAUAGAGUGUCCUGGAUACUUUUUUUCUUUCUCCUCGUUCUGGUGAUGAAAUUAUGAAAACUGAUUGUGCAACACUUUAUUUUUUUAUCAGGGCUUGCAGGAAGCCUUCCUGAAGAUCUUUACUUCCUGAUCAAAAAAGCAGUUGCUGUUCGUAAACAUCUUGAAAAGCAUAGGAAGGUGUGUGUUACAAUUAAUUUUGAUAUUAACCCAUUCGCCCCCGAACUGCCCGUGCAGAUGCACUGCCAUACCGAUGAAAAGCUUGUUCCACUAGGCCACAGAGAUUGAAGUGCACAACCUGCAAACAGCGUUUUGGUUUAAAAGCCAGACAGUGACCAGAAAACAGUUCGACUAGCUUCAAAACAUGUUUUUUGGCAAAGUUCUUGGGGGCAAGUGAGUUAAUGGACUUAGAUGAGAAUCUUUUUAACUUAUGACACAGGGCUGUCAUUAAGAGCUGGGGGCUGGGGACUUCCCCCGGCUACUAUGAGUGUGGCUCCUGGCUACUUUUAUUGGAAAAUGGAAGAAAACUAGAACCAAAAGAAACCCCCAAGUGAUUAAUUCCCUGCCUACUUGUUGUAUUUACCCAGCAACUCGAAAUCUUAGCGACAACCCUGUAUGACGUUGUUUCUUAUGAAGCAUGUUUUAAAAUUAUUGAAACUAUAUGUAUUUGCUGUUUAGGACAAGGAUUCCAAGUUCAGGCUUAUUCUCAUUGAAAGCAGGAUUCAUCGUUUGGCUCGUUACUACAAGACCAAGAGAGUUUUGCCUCCAAACUGGAAAUAGUAAGAACUACUCCUUGUUAUGGUGUAACAUAAGUUUCAGAAGAAUGCAAUCCUGGAGUGUCAAAAAUGCCUGUGAUUUUGCUGAAAUUCUCCAAAAUCCCAACGAAAUAGAAAAUGAACAGUUUGUUACAAAUUGUCAAAGUCAAUAAAACCGUAACUGCUGACACAUUGAAAUGUGAUUGUCAUACAGUUGGUGAUCAGGACACCUAAGCAAACCACAAAUUAAUAACUGUUACCAUUACCGUGCAGUUAUCUCGUGUGAUUGGCCUCUCUUAAAAUAACUUUCCAGUACUCCUAUUCUUAGGUUCAUGGUAAAGUUCCUUAAAUUGGGUGAUGGAAUAUACAUGUAUCUAUCCAAGUAUACUGUCUGCUUACUGAUGAAGAAAAAUCUUACAAUGUCAGGCUUGGAAAAAAAACUUCACUCCAGUUUUUUUCUUUAGACAAGCAGCUGUCUAAACAUGUUUGGUUUAAAAGCAAUUCUGUUGAAAGCCAAGAUUUCCUGAGCUCUUGCCUGUCUGGUGAGCAAGGGUGAAAGCUUCUUGUCCAGCUAGAAAUUCUACUUGUCCUAGAUGACAGAACAGGAUUAUUUUUAGCCCCGCAAAGUACAGGUUGUAGAUGUGUUGUUGUUAAGUGUGGGAAAAAUCUGUCCAAGUGCUUAAGGCUAGAAAAGUGCCAGAGAGAGUUUGUUUUCAGUUUGGCAUCACAAUAAUUCUUCCUUGUUGGGUUUGUUACAUUGGAUGAAAUAGGUCAGAUUGUGAGCGAUUUUUCUUGUCUGUUCAUUCUUUGAAAAUAAUUUACCCAAAUUCACCUCAUAUAGAACAACCACUUACAAGUACUAUAUUUUUCUCUUGUUUCAGUGAGUCAUCAACUGCCUCAGCUUUGGUUGCUUAA